This is a messenger RNA of Mesorhabditis spiculigera, 1761 nucleotides long. NCBI's taxonomy places the organism in Eukaryota, Metazoa, Nematoda, Chromadorea, Rhabditida, Rhabditidae. The record is from the annotation of a GenBank genome assembly.
AUGGGCACCUCAGCGGAGGAAUCGGCGAGAAAUAUGGCCCUGCUCUUCUUCAUGGACCAUCUGAUGCAGAAGAAUGGACGCCGCACCAUCCACGACCUUUCCUGCCAGUUCGGCGCCCGCGGCUUCACCGAAGAGAUGCGGAAUGCCGUCGGCGCCACGCAGGAAGGUCUCACCGAAUUCCUCCAAUCACAGCCGUCGCUUUUCACCGUUGAGGGGGACCAGGUAAUCCUCAACGGCCACGGCGACAUCACGGCUAAAAAUAACCCACUCCUUCAGAAUGGCUCUAGACAAAGAGACUACGAGAUGGAGGCCGUCCAGUUUUUCGUCAACAAGCUCACCAAGUUCGGGCCCGAGUUGCAGAUAAAAUCGCUGCUCGGCCAUCGCUCGCAGGCUGCCCCGGAAGUUCGCCUCGUCUCCGGGAGACAUUUGAAGGAUUUCUGUGAAUUCCUCCAGAUGCAAGUGGACUACUUUGUCGUUGAGGGGGAUCGUGUUAGGUUGAAGAAUAUGCCCGAACCAAAUGAAGACGCGAUCGAGCUCGACGACGAGGGAAAACCGCUGGCCGGGGUGAAGGCGAAGCAGGCCGCUGUAGAAUAUCUGAAGAGUGUCCUUGAACAGAACGACGAUCAACCGAUCCCGUUGGACGCCUUCUAUCAGCACUUCUGCGGCCGCUUCUCCCAUUCGGUGCGCCAGGAUGUGGCCACGAAUCCGAAGGAACUGCUCCAAUUCCUGAAGCUCAACCGGGGCCUAUUCUUUAUCCGCAGUAACAAGGUCUCCUUGGUCAAGAAUCGACCAUCCGAAGACGGCUCUGAAAACGGAUCGGAUGAGGGGGAACCCGAGCCCAACAACAACCUCUUCCCACUGGACCAAACGGCUUUGCCACGGAUUCACUAUGUGAAAGCGUUGAAACCGGCACAGGAUUUGAUCCAAAGUCUGUGGUCCGACAUCGAAUCGAUGGAUCGGAAGGUGGUCGGAGCCGACCUUAAGACGGUCACCGUCGGCAUCGACGGCGAGCAGUUCCUCUCACUAGCCAUCAUCGCAACCACAUCGCAGAUCGGUGUAUUUGACCUCGCCUCCUCGGACGUCAUGUUACUCGAAAGCGGCAUCAAACAGCUCUUCGAAUCGAAUGCUGUCGAGAAAAUCAUGCAUGAUGCACGACGCGUCAGUUCGCUGCUAGCCCACAAAUAUGCCGUGAUGCUUCGAAACGUAUUUGAUACUCAGGUGGCGCACGCGGUGCUGCAGCACGACAAAUUCGGCAAGCCUCUCCACGACACGCGGCCGAUCAGCUUCGUCAACCUGCAGCGCGUCUACUAUCCCCAGUCGAUCCUAAUGAGCGACGUGACCCCGAGAAAGCUUUCGAUGAGCCCGAACUGGGGUCUACGGCCGAUCAACGACGACUUCCUGUUGACGGCCGUGGAGGAGGCUCACACGCUGGUUUGCGCGCUGUAUCAGCAGCUCUCCAACCUGAUCCCCGUCCAUUUGAGAGGCCUUUUCGAAGACAAAUGUAUCGAGGCGCUCCUCGCCUCGCCCAAUCGGCCACCGCCCCAGAAUUUUAAUAAUGGCUCGCCAUAUCGCUCUUCUACCCGUCGUGGCGACCGCGUCCCCUACGUAGCGCCCACACCGUAUCAGGCCGUGCCAGCUAGUCAAUUCCCGCGGAAAAUGGUCGACGCCUCGUGCCAAACAUUUUCCACGGGCGACAUCCAAGUGCUCAACGUGUAUUACGAGUCGGCGCCCACCCAGGCGAAUGCUUCUCAUGAAACUUCU